This is a messenger RNA of Cavia porcellus (domestic guinea pig), 2680 nucleotides long. It is a transcript of the gene Tut1, whose product is annotated as terminal uridylyl transferase 1, U6 snRNA-specific. The record is from RefSeq and is a predicted model, not a curated record. Bases 108 to 2666 code for a protein of 852 amino acids. Gene Ontology annotation, molecular function: poly(A) RNA polymerase activity; RNA binding. Gene Ontology annotation, cellular component: nuclear speck; mitochondrion. The transcript is spliced from 9 exons. Lineage: Eukaryota; Metazoa; Chordata; Mammalia; Rodentia; Caviidae.
CAUCUCCUGUGGGUGUGGCGGAAGUCGCUUUCAAGAGCAUCGCGGUACGCACAAGAGAGUUCCGGCGGAGGCAGGAGUGGUGGCCUUUGGUCUGUGCAGGAGUCGCCAUGGAGGCAGUGGAUUCGGAUGUCGAAUCGCUGCCGCGGGGGGGUUUCCGCUGUUGCCUCUGCCAAGUUACUACAGCCAACCGACCGAGCCUAGAUGCCCACUUGGGAGGCCGAAAGCACCGGCAUCUGGUAGAACUGCGAGCUGCCAGAAAGGCCCAGGGACUUCGGAGUGUGUUUGUUAGUGGUUUUCCCAGGAAUGUGGAUUCUACAGAGCUGUCUGAAUACUUCCAGGCAUUUGGACCUGUAGCCAGUGUGGUCAUGGACAAGGAUAAGGGGGUGUUUGCCAUUGUGGAGAUGGGGGAUGUGGCCUCCCGGGACGCUGCCCUGGCCCAGCCCCAACACAGCCUUCGAGGACAGCGUCUCCGUGUGCGCCCUCGGGAACAGAAAGCAUUCCAGAGCCCAGUAUCUAGGGGCCCACAGGGCGUGGCCCCCGAUGACAGUGACCAGCUACUCAGCACCCUGGCAGAGGCCCCAGAUGUGGGUGGGCAGAUGCUGAAGCUGGUGGCACUGCGGGAGCUGUCUGAGGCUGAGCGGCAGCUGCGGCGCCUGGUGGUGGCCCUGAUGCAGGAGGUCUUUACAGAGUUCUUCCCAGGCUGUGUGGUCCACCCUUUUGGCUCUUCCACAAAUAGCUUUGAUGUCCAUGGCUGUGAUCUUGACCUCUUCCUGGAUCUGGGGGAGCUGGAGGAGCCUCAGCCAGUCCUGAAGGCGCCAGAGUCUCCAUCCUUGGACUCUGCCCUCGCUUCCCCCUUGGAUCCUCAAGCCUGUACCCCAGCCUCCUCUGUGGACUUGCAGUCCCCAGCAUCUCCCCAUGACUCUGAAGUGCUGGACUUUGAGACCCUGUCCUCCUCCCGAGCCCCCCAGACACCAGAUUCUGCACUGGCCUCUGAGACCCUCGCCUCUCCGCAGUCCUUGCCUCCAGCCUCACCACUGCAGGAGGACAGGGGCGAGGAGGACCUUGGGAAGGGCCCCAGUUUGGCAGAGGCUCCAGGGCAUGAGAAACCAGUGGGAGCAGCUGUGCUGGAGCUGGUGGGCUCCAUCCUGCGGCGCUGUGUCCCUGGUGUGUACCGAGUCCACAGCGUGCCCUCGGCCAGGCGCCCUGUGGUGAAGUUCUGUCACAGGCCCUCAGGGCUUCACGGUGACAUCUCCCUCGGUAACCGCCUGGCUCUGCACAACUCCCGAUUCCUUAGUUUGUGCUCUGAGCUGGACGGGCGCGUCCGACCCCUCGUGUACACUGUCCGCUGCUGGGCGCAGGGCCGAGGACUAACCGGAAGUGGUCCCCUCCUCAGCAACUAUGCUCUGACUCUGCUUGUGAUCUACUUCCUGCAAACCCGGGACCCCCCUGUGUUGCCCACGGUAGCCCAGCUCACCCAGAAAGCAGGUGAGGAGGAGCAGGUGGAAGUGGAUGGCUGGGAUUGCAGUUUCCCCAGGGACACCUCCAAUCUGGAAUCCAGCACUAACGUGGAGCCCUUGGGCUCUCUGCUGGCCCAGUUCUUCUCUUGUGUGUCCUGCUGGAAUCUUCGUGGCUCUCUGUUGUCCCUACGGGAGGGCCAGGCACUGCUGGUAGCUGGGGGCCAGCUAGCUGAUCUAUGGGAGGGUCUACGUCUGGGCCCCAUGAAUCUUCAAGACCCCUUUGACCUGAGUCACAAUGUGGCUGCCAACGUGACCAGCUGUGUGGCUGCGCGACUGCAGAACUGCUGCCGGGCUGCAGCCAGUUACUGCCGGAGCCUGCAGUAUCAGCGCCGCUCUGCCCGAGGCCGGGACUGGGGGCUGCUGCCCCUCCUGCAACCGUGUUCCCCUGCCUCACUGCUUGCAGCCACUCCCAUCCUCCUGCCCACAGUGCCCUUCCCUCAGCUUGCUGCUGCCCUGGUCCAGGUGCUGCGGGAUGCACUGGGGUGCCAGAUAGAACAGGGAACAAAGAGGCAAAGGCCUGGAGCAGGGAUGGAGGAGGCUGCCCAGGGAGGAGCUGUUAAAAGACCAAAACUAGAUGGACACAGAGAGGGUGGCAAGGACGGGGCUGGGGCUGAGGAUCCGUGGGGAGACACAAGGGACCUUGGUCGAGGAGCAGAAGAGGAGAUGGUUGUAGAGGCUGGCGAGGCGGCACAGGACUGGGGCAUGUGGAGCCCCGGGCAGUCAGGGGACCUGCCAGUGGUGGCUGGCCAAUGCCCGAGUCCCGGAGAGGGAACGAGCCACUCUGGGCCAACUCGACCAUGCCAGGGCCAUGCCAGCUGGCGCUGUGCCCUCUGGUAUCGCACGUGGCAGGGGCGGCGUCGAGUCCGGCGGCGCCUGCAGCAGCAGUGGCGACAGGGCCAGGGGGACGACACAGGGACUGAGUGGCUAGCAGUCGAGGCCCGUGUGACCCAGGAGCUGGCCAGACCUGGCAGCGGCGGGGAGCAGGCAGCGAGGGCUGAGCCUCUUGUGACCUUUGUGGCGAGCCUAUCUGAGGCAGAGGGGACGCUCACGGUCACCCCCUUACAGGAUGCGCAGGGUCUGUUCCCUGAGCUACACCACUUCCUACAGGGCUUCGUGCCCCAGGCGCUGCGCCAGGCAAUAAAACAAUGAACUGCGGAACCACA